This is a messenger RNA of Cannabis sativa, 3718 nucleotides long. Its product is annotated as calcium-dependent protein kinase 2. The record is from RefSeq and is a predicted model, not a curated record. The transcript has 7 exons. Lineage: Eukaryota; Viridiplantae; Streptophyta; Magnoliopsida; Rosales; Cannabaceae. Gene Ontology annotation, cellular component: cytoplasm; nucleus. The coding region runs from base 1632 to 3323 and encodes 563 amino acids. Gene Ontology annotation, molecular function: calcium-dependent protein serine/threonine kinase activity; calcium/calmodulin-dependent protein kinase activity; calmodulin binding. Gene Ontology annotation, biological process: peptidyl-serine phosphorylation; protein autophosphorylation; intracellular signal transduction.
UCAUCAUAUUCUUCCUGUGGCUAUAAAUUUACAUUCUAGAAAAGUUAUUCUUAAUGCAAUCUGUUCUUGGUGUAAUAGGCAUUUGGAAAUAGUUUCCCACUCGUUACUCGAUUGUUCUAGAGUUAGGAAAUUGUGGAAACAUUCACUGUUUUAACAUUUUUUGUUGAGUUAUCAAUGUCUAGAUAUUAAACAGUUUAUACUGACUUGUUUUGAAGAAUUGAAUAGCUUUCAUUGUGAACUAAUAUGUGGGUUUCUUUGGGCAAUAUGGAAUCAAAGGAAUAAUCAUCUUUUCGAGAAAUCUAACUGUGUCUUUGAGAAAGUUUUCAAUUGGUUAUCAUCAUAUUUAUAGGAUUAUACAAAAAGUCAAAGGCAAAUAAGCAUAGGGUGUCAACAAAGGCAACAAGUAAAUAGAACUGGUGGUUAGAAACAUCCUCCAGCUGGAGGUUUGAAACUUAAUACAGAUGUUGCUUAAGAUAUUAAGAAGUCAAGCACAAGCUAUGGUGCUAUUGUUAGAAAUGUUGAAGGCAGAAUAGUGGCUGGUUGUUGAAAGCCUUUAAUUAGUAGAGGCGAUGGCUUUACAACAUUCUUUUACUUGGUGUCGUGUGACUGGUUUGCCUAUUUCUCAUAUCGAGCUAGACUCUAAGGUUGUUGUGGAUAGGGUUUUAUCUCCUAAAGAUGACUCUUAGCCUUAUCGGAUGUUGAUAAAGAAAUUAUAUAUCUUUAUCCUUUCUCCAAAUGUAAUUAUUUCCUAUGUUUUUAGAGAAGCUAAUUGUUUGGCAUAUAAAGUUGCUAGAAAUGCUUUAGGGUGGAUAAAGAGUUGGUAUGGAAUGGAGGUAUGCCAUGUUUUGAGUUGUAAUUUAUAUUCACACUUACGCAACUUUCCGAAAAAAAAAAAAAGUUGGAACCAAAAGUUUUGUCUUGAAAGCUAGGUUAGGAAUACUAACCUAGAGGCAGAAAAUAUUGUUUAAUCAUGAGGAAGUAACACUCAAAGCUAGAACAUUUAUUUAUUUUAUGUUUGUCUUACUCCUUGUGCGAUUAAUUGCUUUAAGCACUAGAAAUGGAAAACCCCCGACUGUCCAAAUAUGAAACUUGACAACUUUGUUGUUCCGAUAAGCACUGUCCAAGGCUUAUAGGCUUCAAUCCUUUAACUAUAAAAAAGAUUCCCCCACUUCCUCUCUCUUUCCGUAGCCUUAAAAGUUCAACUUUUCCACUUAAUUCAACAGUUGACCAAACGUCUGUUCUAAUCCAUUUUCUCAUUUCGGACUUUUCUCAAAGCCUCCUCCAGUUUAAGACAAAACUUACCAAACCAAACCAAAUCACACUGUUGGUUUCAUUUUUUCUCUGUAAUUUCUCCAAUCUCAACCAAGCUUUGCUUUUUUAUCACGUUUCUCUUCUGUCCAAGUCUGCAUCUGGGUUGUUUUUUUCCCUAUCAGCUUAUUCCUUACACCUGAACUGAUUGGAUUUUUCUGAUCCAAAAUCUCUAGUUUUUCUAAAUCCCUGUCUCUGAAACUCAGUAUAUUCUGCUUAUUGUUUCCAAAUUAUUUACCUGGGUUUGGUUCCAGUUGAAGAUUCACUAACUGUUUUUUCUUUAAUCCAAAUUGAUCGAUUAGUCUUCUUCUUUUGACUCAUAAAUGGGUUGUUGUGCAAGCAAAAACGGAGGCCUGGAACCACAGUAUAAUGGUUACAGAUCAGGAGGAGGAGAAGGAGGUGGUGGUGGUGGGGUUCACUACCAGAAGCCUAACGAGCCAAUUGUCCAUCAAUCCAAGGCCCAACAAGCUCAACAAUCUCACCAAUUACCGGAAAAGCGUCCGGCGGCAGCCCAUUCAGAGCCUCAACCUGGGUAUAAGCCUUAUGUUCCCGCCAGAAGCCCAAAACAUGCUAUGAGGUCUGAUACAAUUCUGGGGAAGCCAUUUGAGGAUGUUAAGCAGUUCUACUCCAUUGGAAAAGAGUUGGGUAGAGGUCAGUUUGGUGUGACUUAUCUCUGUACUGAGAAUUCAACUGGUCGCCAAUUCGCUUGCAAAUCCAUAUCGAAGAGAAAACUGGUUAGCAAGAAUGAUAAAGAGGAUAUGAAGAGAGAGAUUCAUAUUAUGCAGCAUUUGAGUGGCCAACCAAACAUUGUCGAGUUUAAAGGAGCUUAUGAGGACAAGCAGUCGGUUCAUUUAGUUAUGGAACUUUGUGCUGGUGGGGAGCUCUUUGAUCGGAUUAUCGCAAAGGGUCACUAUAGUGAAAGGGCUGCUGCUUCUAUUUGCAGGGCAAUUGUUAAAGUUGUUCAUAACUGUCAUUUCAUGGGGGUUAUGCAUAGAGACCUCAAACCAGAAAAUUUCUUGCUCUCUAGUAAGGAGGAAAAUGCCCUUUUGAAAGCAACGGAUUUUGGGUUGUCUGUGUUCAUUGAAGAAGGUAAGGUGUAUCGGGAUAUUGUUGGGAGUGCUUACUAUGUUGCUCCUGAAGUGCUGAGACGCAAAUACGGAAAAGAAAUAGAUGUUUGGAGUGCAGGAGUUAUGCUGUAUAUUUUACUCAGUGGUGUACCUCCAUUUUGGGCUGAAACAGAGAAAGGGAUCUUUGAUGCCAUAUUGCAAGGGGAAAUUGACUUUGAUAGUCAACCAUGGCCUUCUAUUUCUAGCAGCGCCAAAGACUUGGUUCGGAAGAUGUUGACUCAGGAUCCUAGAAAACGAAUUACCUCGGCUCACGUUUUAGAACAUCCUUGGCUAAGAGAAGGUGGAGAAGCUUCGGACAAACCCAUUGACAGUGCAGUUCUUUCUAGGAUGAAGCAAUUCAGGGCAAUGAAUAAGCUGAAGAAACUUGCUUUGAAGGUUAUUGCGGAAAAUCUGUCCGAAGACGAAAUCCAAGGGCUGAAAUCAAUGUUUACCAACAUAGACACUGACAAUAGUGGCACUAUCACUUAUGAUGAACUGAAGUCAGGAUUGGCCCGACUAGGUUCUAAACUCACGGAGGCUGAAGUGAAACAACUUAUGGAAGCUGCUGAUGUGGAUGGGAAUGGAACAAUUGACUACAUAGAAUUUAUAACGGCUACUAUGCAUAGACACAGGCUAGAGAGAGAAGAACAUCUUUACAAGGCUUUUCAAUUUUUUGACAAGGACAGCAGCGGGUUUAUCACUAGAGAUGAAUUAGAAACAGCAAUGAAAGAUUACGGUAUGGGUGAUGAAGGUACAAUCAAGGAAAUAAUUUCUGAAGUGGAUACGGAUAAUGUAAGUCAAUCUUUCAUUGCAGUUCUACCUCAGCAUUGUAAAUUACAAUGUGACUUUCUAACUGUCUUCCGGUAUAACAGGACGGUAGAAUCAACUAUUCAGAAUUCUGUGCAAUGAUGAGAAGCGGAACACAGCCGGGAAAACUCUUUUAGAUGAAUUAUCUGUAUGUUACCAUUCUAAAUAUUAAAGAGAGCAUGCAUAAAUAGUAAGUCACUUUCAACCACACUUUGGGAAAAGCUUAUGUACACAAAUGCUAUCGGGCUAAGAAAGGAUGAAUUCCAUUGCCAUUGAACAUAGGGGGCCUUCAUUUUGGAUUUAUUUUGAGUUUGCAACUUUAACAGUUGUGCAUAUCGCCAUCUUUAAUUAUUUUGUUUUUUUUAAUGAAAGUAUACCAACGUGUUGAUGUUUGAAGAAGUAAUCAUUACAAUAGAGAUGUAUUUAAAAUCAUACUCCUGUUUGACAGAUCCAGCUAAAAAUUGAAGGCUCUAUAUGGUGUUGAUUUUUUGAGGAAA